AUGGCUGCCGUUAUCACCCUCCAGUCGUCCUCGACGACGACGGGGCCGACGGCCCCCUCGCCCGCUGCCUUCCAUCAGCCCUCUGACCACCACCACCAAAUACUUCGGCCCCGGGUCCAGCAGCAACCCCAAUCCCAAUCCCAGUCCCUGUCCCUGUCCCAGUUGUCUCCUCCCCUCCAACCCGGUUCGACCACCACCUCCACGCCUCACUCGCCCGCCUCGUCGAUUGCCACCCUGCCCCGUGUGACUGCCGCACCAGGUCGGGAUGGGCCCUGCGACGCCUGUGUGCGCAGAAAGAGUCGAUGUGCCAUGAACGAAAUGGUCAAUAAGUGCUACUCGUGUGACUUCCACCGCCAGGACUGCACCUUCACCCUGUCCGUGACCAGUCGGCCCGGCACGGCUGAUGUACAGCUCAAAAAACGUAAAUUGGACGACACCGACCCCGAGGAGGUGGAAUCCCCCAAGAGGUAUGAUUUCACCGGCCUGCCAGGCUGCCAGACGCCCCGGCCGAUCUCGGAACUCUCCAAACCAGACAGCUCCCGCCCACAAUUGAACCCUCACCACCUGAUCCCAUCCGCAUAUUGGUCCCAGUCCACCCAACACAUCGGCCUCACCACCGAGCUCGAGCCUGCCCUUCUGGAGUUCCUCCCGCUGGACCAGAACAACGAAGGCUGCGUCGCCACGUCUCGCGUGCGUAAGUUUGCCGACGACGGCACCUUCAUGCGGGUGGUCAACACCCGAUCCCACGCGGACUCCCCGCAAACCGCCACCCUGGAUGCCAUUGAGAGCCUGGUUGCCCCCUAUGGCUCCACACUGGUGGAGAAGUUCUUUGAGAAUGUUCAUCCCACCUUCCCUGUCCUCAUGGAGGACAGCUUCCGCCAGUCCUACCGCGCCCGGACCGGCAUCUCGCCGCUGCUCCUGUCCGCCGUCUACGUCCUCGCCUUGAAGUUUGUCGACGUGGGCCCCAUCUCGCAGUCCGUCCGACGCCCGGAUGCGAACCGCCUGGAGAGCACCGCCCUCAAGCUCCUGAUCGAGUCCCUGCCGGCCCCGUCCAUGUCGACCGUCCAGGCCGGCCUGCUGCUGAUGCAGAGGUCCAACCUGGCCACGGCGGCCUUGAACGCGCAGCUCGUCACCGCCGGCUUCGAGCUGGGCCUGCACCAAGACUGCUCUCACUGGCGGAUGGAAACCUGGGAGAAGGGCCUCCGGAAGCGCCUGGCCUGGGCGCUGUAUAUGCAGGACAAGUGGUCUGCCCUCGUGCACGGCCGUCCGUCGCACAUCUUCUCGUCCAACUGGACGGUGCAGGAUCUGGUGGAGCAGGAUUUCUCCGACGCGUUCUCCGGCACGUCCCAUCAUGACGAUGCGCCCGUGGGUCAUGGCCCGCUCUCUUUCUGCCACAUGGUGGCCCUGACGACCAUCCUGUCCGAUAUCUUGGACCGCUUCUACACCCUGCAGGCGAUCGAGGAGUUCAGGGCGGCUGGAAACAACCGCACUCGCAUGAUCUUAGAGCGUGCCAAGCCGGCUCAGAUCCGCCUGAAGGAGUGGUUCGGUCGUCUGCCGGCCCAGCUGAAGAUGGACUCUGGAAAUGACCUCUAUGAGGUUAUCAACGAGGACAAUGCUCGCAAUGGGGCCUUGCACCUGGCCUACUUCGCCACGGAAAUCACGCUCCACCGCUGCAUCAUCCGAUCGCUUUCCCCGGCUACCGCCGACGCCUACCUCUCCCACAUCUGCCGCUCCGCGGCCAAGACCCGUCUGAUCUCCGCCAUGGACUUUGUGAACCGACUUCGUCCCACACACCUGAGAUCCUUUUGGCCCGCACCCUCGCGGACCAACUUCGCCCUGAUCGGAUCCUUCGGGGUGCUUCUCCGGGUCACUGCCCCGGCGAAGGAGGAAUCGGAAUUCUACCGGUUGCGCCUGUGCGAGUACCGGUGGACGCUGAGCGUGAGCAAGAAGGACGCCGAGUUCCUGGAAUUCGCGUUGGAAAGCCUCGACAACGCCACGAACCUAGACCAUUACGUGCCUGAGAAACCCGGCAUCGACGAGCUGAUGACCAGCUCCGCCAAACCCACGAUCAACCCUCCCCGUCUGGGCGGAGUCACGCAGCUGGACGAAUCGAUCCUCGAGAUCGACGCUCCUGGAGAUAACGGCCUUGGGGGCACCUCAUCCGUGAUCUCGGGCCUCGCAUCUCCUGCCACUUCCAUUAGCGAUGAAAGCUUACAGGAUACCCCGAUUCCACCGCUCUAG
Molecule: messenger RNA, 2241 nt
Organism: Aspergillus heteromorphus CBS 117.55
Lineage: Eukaryota; Fungi; Ascomycota; Eurotiomycetes; Eurotiales; Aspergillaceae
Product: putative C6 transcription factor (OTam)
Exons: 2
Coding region: 1-2241 (746 amino acids)
Biological process (GO): DNA-templated transcription
Cellular component (GO): nucleus
Molecular function (GO): DNA-binding transcription factor activity, RNA polymerase II-specific; zinc ion binding; DNA binding
Source: RefSeq, a predicted model, not a curated record